AUGUCAUCAACAAAAACCACAACAAACCUCAACAACAAAGAAAAUGACGUCACCAACAACAAGACUCACGACACUAACAACGAAAAUGACCUCAACAACAAUAACGACGACGGCAGCCAAGUGACUUCAACCAGUCCGAAAGAGGCCACAAGGUUUCUGACCGCCAAGUAUCCUAAACACCAGAUGGGACUGAUUAGGAAGAGGUUGGCUGUGGAGGAUUGGAUGGAUGAACAGCUGAAGAUGAUCUGUGGAUCGAAAAAACAGUGCAUUAUAUGUGCACUGCACAUAGUUGGUAGAGGAAAUUUCUUCGCAUUCAAACCCGGUCAGUGCAAUGUAGAACAGAAUGCAGCCGACAGUUACGACGGUGACCUUGACCUUGACCUUGACGAGAUAAUCGACCUCGAGGACGAGAGGGAGAGAUAUGACUUUGUAAAGGAAAAACUCAGUUGCGUCGGUGUGAAAUGCAACGACAACAAAGUUAAUUUAUUCAUUGAAGAUCUCUUAGAGAAGAUAAAUGCCCUCUGAGAAUUCGCUCUGAAGCAGACUUGAGAGAAAGAAUUAUAAUAAUAAUAAUAAAUAAAUAAUAAUAAUAAAUAACAAUAAUAUAAAUAGUAUAUAAAUAGUAAUAAUGAUAGCGGUAGUAAUAACAUGAAGAACUGAGACAAUUAAAACUGAAAAUUUCACACCAUCUUCUUUACUUUGGCUGCCUUCCAGAUGUAAUGUGAUCAGACUCACACAGA
Molecule: messenger RNA, 740 nt
Organism: Helobdella robusta
Lineage: Eukaryota; Metazoa; Annelida; Clitellata; Rhynchobdellida; Glossiphoniidae
Exons: 6
Coding region: 1-525 (174 amino acids)
Biological process (GO): regulation of phosphorylation
Cellular component (GO): cytoplasm
Molecular function (GO): protein serine/threonine phosphatase inhibitor activity
Source: RefSeq, a predicted model, not a curated record